Molecule: messenger RNA, 1136 nt
Organism: Microbotryum saponariae
Lineage: Eukaryota; Fungi; Basidiomycota; Microbotryomycetes; Microbotryales; Microbotryaceae
Source: the annotation of a GenBank genome assembly
AUGGCAAGGAAGAACGCAGCUCAGAAGGCUGCGGCAGCGGCCUUGAAGGAAUCUACAACAGGUCAAGCUUCGACCUCGACGGUGACGCUGGAAGCUGAGGGUGUUACGGGAGGGGGAGAGGAACCACCCGCGAAGAAGGUCGGUUAUCAUCUAUCACCACGGAAUGCAAGCAGAUUCAGAUAGCCUGACCUCUCUCCCUCGUAUGCGCUAUCCACAGAGCAAGAAGCAACAGCAUCGCAAGGACAAACCGUGGGACACGGACGACAUUGACCAUUGGGCGAUCCAACCCUUCACCAAAGACGACCAGGGCCUCAAGAACCAAGCACCAUUGUUGGAAGAAAGUUCAUUCGCGACCUUGUUCCCCAAGUAUAGGGAAACGUAUCUGAGAGAGAUUUGGGGGCAUGUCGUCACCGCUUUGGAGAAACAUGUCAGUUUGGGCUUUCAACGGCGCAUUCGACCGGGUCGCGAGGGGACUGAUCUGGAUUGCGUCGGGAUCUUCAGGGGAUUACCGCUACGUUGGAUUUGGUCGAGGGUUCCAUGACGGUCAAGACCACUCGCAAGACCUUUGACCCCUACAUCAUUCUCAAGGCGCGUGACCUCAUAAAGCUCUUGGCCCGCUCGGUUCCUCUACCACAGGUCAGUCCAGUCCGCCGGCAACAGAAGCGAGAGAAACAGUAGCUCAUCAAUUUCCGGUCGGACCUGAACCUGGACACUAGGCGGUCAAGAUUUUGGAAGACGCGGUCAAUUGCGACAUCAUCAAGAUCGGCAACGUCAUCCGCAAUAACGACCGGUUCGUCAAGCGACGUCAGCGGAUCCUCGGGCCUGGUGGAUCGACGCUUAAGGUACGUCACAUCCAAUUUUCCGUCGUCCUUUCGUCUUGUACUGACUCCCCUGCCCCCUUGUAAUGUCAGGCCAUCGAGCUCUUGACGCAAUGCUACGUCCUCGUACAAGGCAACACCGUCGCCGCGAUGGGAGGACAUAAAGGUCUGAAAGAAGUGCGCAAGAUCGUGCUCGACUGCAUGAAGAACGUCCAUCCCAUCUACCACAUCAAAGUAAGCUUCAACGACUAUCCAAAGAUCAGUCCCAAGUCUGGAACUGACCCCAACUCACUUUUUCACAUGUGUGGUCUUGAGUAG